UCAGACCGAGACUCGAGAGUCGUCGAGGCUCGAGUCGUAGCUUGCAGUCCUGUGGAAAAGAACCUAAAGCCCGUCCGUUGCCACGCUCUCAUCAACCUCCUCAGUUGCAAUCCAUCCUCAACUUAAUUCAACAACCCUAACUAGACUGUCGCUGACAGGUGCGAGAAAUUAUUUGGGACUGAAGCGAGGGGUACUACGACAGAGACAUGGACAAUGUGCAAAUGAUCGGCACUAAAAUCACUGCUAUCAAGGAUUACUUAUAUAAUUUCGCCAGGACACAUUCACCAACCAGACUCAUGAGUUCUGAAAAUACAUAUUCCCUCAGUAGGGAGCACUGCAACCUCAAAUACUCUGACAUCAUUCCCCAAAAUGCUGAGGGGUAUCCAGCAACCAAGGAAUUCCUGAUGAAAGUUGUAGACAUUCUUCUGGACUACAUCAAAACACAGAAUGAUCGCAACUCAAAAGUUUUGGAUUUUCACCAUCCAUCUGACCUGCAGCAGCUUUUGGAUCUUGAAAUUCCUGAUAAUGGACUCACUCUUCAACAACUUCUUAUUGACUGCUCUACUACUCUCAAGUACCAAGUGAAAACUGGUCAUGCUCAUUUCUUCAACCAGCUUUCAUGCGGUCUAGACAUUGUAUCGAUGGCUGGUGAAUGGCUUACAGCAACUGCCAAUACAAACAUGUUCACCUAUGAAAUAGCUCCAGUUUUCAUCCUCAUGGAGAAUGUUGUCCUUCAAAAAAUGCGAGAGCUUAUUGGUUGGAAUACUGGAGAUUCAAUCUUGGCACCUGGUGGUUCCAUCAGCAAUCUUUAUGCUUUUCUUGCUGCUAGACAUAGAAUGUUUCCCCAAUAUAAAGAACGUGGGCUCUCUGCUAUUCCUGGACAACUUGUCAUGUUUACUUCUGAUCAGUGCCAUUAUUCCGUGAAAUCGUGUGCUUCCGUGUGUGGUCUUGGUACUGACAAUUGUGUAAUGGUACCAAGUGAUGAGCGUGGCCGUAUAAUUCCAUCGAAGCUUGAGGAAUUAAUUCUCGAGCGUAAAGCCAAGGGACAUAUUCCAUUUUUUGUUAAUGCUACAGCUGGAACAACUGUGAUUGGUGCUUUUGACCCUAUUACUGAAAUAGCUGAUAUCUGUCAAAAAUACGGACUCUGGCUUCAUAUUGACGCGGCUUGGGGUGGUGGAUUACUUCUCUCAAGAAAGUACCGACAUCCUCGACUCACUGGAAUUGAACGAGCUGAUUCUGUCACCUGGAACCCUCAUAAACUGAUGGGAACUCUUCUCCAAUGCUCAACCAUUCAUUUCAAGGAAGAUGGUCUCCUAAUUAGCUGCAAUCAAAUGUCAGCAGAGUAUCUCUUCAUGACAGAUAAACUCUAUGAUGUCAGAUAUGAUACUGGUGAUAAGGUCAUUCAAUGCGGACGUCAUAAUGAUAUUUUCAAGCUCUGGCUUCAGUGGCGUGCUAAGGGAACUGAAGGAUUUGAAAAACACAUGGACAGGUUGAUGGAACUCAGUGAAUACAUGACAAAACGUAUUAAAUCAAUGCCUGAUAAAUUCUACUUAAUCUUGGAACCUGAAUUAGUGAACGUUUGUUUCUGGUAUCUCCCUACGCGGGUUCGAAACAUGCCUCAUGGUCCUCAGAGAGAAAAAAUAUUGGGAGAGAUUUGUCCAAUCCUAAAAGGUCGAAUGAUGGAAUCAGGGACACUGAUGGUUGGUUACCAACCAGACGAUCGCAGACCCAAUUUCUUCAGGAAUAUUAUUUCUAGUGCUGCUGUAACGGAAGCUGAUGUUGAUUUCCUGCUUGCAGAAAUGGAUCGACUUGGCCACGACUUGUAAAACUAUUCAUACCAACUUCAAUCUAUCCUAAUAAGGGCAACCAUGAAUAUUGGAGUAAAAACAUAUGAUUUCACAACAGAAAGAAAGUCGAAUGUAUUAAACACCUUCAAUGCAACAAAAGAAUCAUUUUGUUCAUUAAAGACUCUUGAUGCAUUCAACAUCAUGAAGAGAAUUUUUAAAGACGAAAAAAUAUAUAUAUUGAUAAGUGUUAAUAAUCUGUUAAGCUUAACAAGGAGAAAAGUCUUAAAAAAGAUAACCGAUAUUGGUCUUCAUAGAAUGAAGGAGAUGGAACUGAGUCAAAAAUAUAAUACACUGCAUAUCCAAAAAUUAAAGCUAUUUAGAAUAAAGAAAGAAAUAAGAAUAACAACAAUACAAGUAAUGAAAGAUUAAGGAAUUGUACGCAGCGAGCUGGCUCGUUUGUGAAUGAAAUAUUUGAUGAGAAAUAAAUAUAAAGAGUUUGAUUGAAUGAUUAGAACAACAGUAGAAUAGAGGGUUAAUAACAGAAAGUGAGAGAAUGACAAAUAAUAGUUGAUAAAAAAUCAGAAUGUGAUUUAGCAUGGAAUUGGAUAGUUAAUGUUGAAAUAUCAAGAGAUUUAAGGAUAUCAAAACAAAGAAAAUGAUGACUGUACGCCAAGACUUAGUUAUAAAUGCCCACGAAUAUAUUAUUAUCAUUAUUUGCUGUUGAAUAAUCGAAUUGAGUAUAAAGUAUAUCAAAUAUAAAUUAAAUAUAUAUAAAUAACAAAGAAAACAAAAA
This is a messenger RNA of Chelonus insularis, 2580 nucleotides long. It is a transcript of the gene Gad1, whose product is annotated as glutamate decarboxylase. The record is from RefSeq and is a predicted model, not a curated record. Lineage: Eukaryota; Metazoa; Arthropoda; Insecta; Hymenoptera; Braconidae. Gene Ontology annotation, molecular function: glutamate decarboxylase activity; pyridoxal phosphate binding. Bases 207 to 1826 code for a protein of 539 amino acids. Gene Ontology annotation, cellular component: cytoplasm. Gene Ontology annotation, biological process: GABA biosynthetic process. The transcript is spliced from 11 exons.